AUGGAACGCAUCAUCGGCGGAAAGUACAAAACUCGGACGCAAGAACGCAUCAUCUGUCUCAACUGUGUGAGUGAUUUAGAGUCACUUCGUGGUGGCGUUGAAAAGUACGCUCAUGGUGGUGAGCUCUACGGUCUCCUCAAAGCGAAUGGUCAUCUCUCCGAACAACAAGCCGCCACUUACAUUUCAAGUCUUAGUCAGGCAUUGGCUUAUUGUCAUGGAAACUGUGUGAUUCAUAGAGAUAUUAAACCUGAAAACCUUUUGCUCGAUCAUGAGGGAAGGUUGAAAAUUGCUGAUUUUGGGUGGUCAGUGCAGUCGAGUAACAAGAGGAAGACAAUGUGUGGGACUCUAGAUUACUUAGCUCCUGAGAUGGUUGAAAACAAAGAUCAUGAUCAUGAUGUUGAUAACUGGACUUUACGGAUUCUGUGUUAUGAGUUUCUAUAUGGUAGCCCUCCAUUUGAAGCUGAGAGUCAAAAAGAUACAUUCAAGAGAAUCGUUAAGAUCGAUCUGAGUUUUCGUGAUACACCAAAUGUCUCUUCAGAAGCUAAAAAUCUAAUCAGUCAGCUUCUUGUUAAGGAUCCUUCCACAAGACUUACGAAGAUCAUGCAACACCCCUGGAUCGUCAAGAACGCAGAUCCUAAAGGUGUAUGCCUUUUUUGA
This is a messenger RNA of Eruca vesicaria subsp. sativa (arugula), 657 nucleotides long. The record is from the annotation of a GenBank genome assembly. NCBI's taxonomy places the organism in Eukaryota, Viridiplantae, Streptophyta, Magnoliopsida, Brassicales, Brassicaceae.